UCCUCAGACGAUCACAUGCCUGGAUUUCGUGGCGGAGGACGUGGUGGUGGUGGCGGUGGCGGCGGCGGUGGUGGUAGUCGCAGAGACUUUGGAGGUGGAGGGGACCAAGAUCCAAAUGCAGAACAGUUCAGAAAGCUGUUCAUUGGCGGCCUCAGCUAUGAAACUGAUGAAUCCAGCCUUCGUGCUCACUUUGAACAGUGGGGCGAAAUUGUUGAUUGUGUUGUCAUGCGAGAUCCAAACACCAAAAGGUCUCGUGGAUUUGGCUUUAUCACAUACAAGGAAGCAGAGUCAAUUGAUCAUGCUCAGGGAAACAGACCACAUAAAGUUGACAACCGUGAAGUAGAUACAAAGAGAGCCAUGCCUAGAGAGGAAUCUGGUCGACCUGAAUUGCAGCAGUCUGUGAAGAAAAUGUUUGUUGGAGGAGUCAAAGACGACACAACUGAAGACAUGGUGCGGGAGACAUUUGCUCCAUUUGGGGAGAUAACAUCCAUAGAUCUCAUCAAAGAUAAAAGCACUGGAAAGACGCGAGGGUUUUGCUUCGUCACAUUUGAAGACCAUGACAGUGUGGACAAGUGUGUCUUAAAAAAACGUCAUGAAUUGAACGGCCGCAGUGUGGAAGUAAAGAAAGCCCUGUCCAAGAAUGACAUGACGUUAGGUGGCGGUGGAGGCAGUUCUGGUGGAGGUGGUUCCCGUGGAGGCAGAGGAGGUGCAAGAGGUGGCGGUCGAGGUGGUCGUAAUGAUUAUGGGGGCUAUGGAGGAGGAGGUGGCAGCUAUGGUGGUGGCAGCGAUGGCUAUGGUGGUGGUGGCUACGGUGGUGGUGGCGGCUAUGGAAAUCAAGGCAACUAUGGAGGUGGCUAUGGAGAUUAUGGAGGUGGUUACAAUAACCAGGGGGGUGGCUGGAACAGCAACUUUGGCUCCAACUAUGGUGACAGUUAUGGUGGUGGUGCAAUGAGAAGUGGUGGAUACGGAGCACGAGGCCAGGGACCCUAUGGCACUGGCUAUGGUAGCGGUGGAAGUGGAGGUGGUGGAGGCUAUGGUGGUGGUGGCUACAACAGGCGUUAAAUUCAAUUUAAAAAAAAAAACAGUGCUGUUGAGUGACAUUUGGUAGGCUCAAAUGAGUAAGAAGUACCUCGUGAAGAUCAUACAGGCAAGCAGGGAGGAAAACAGGCAGGCUUAUGUAGCCUCAGGCCUAAGCUAUAGCGAGAACGACAGCUGGCUGCCCAAGGCACCACUACUUCAUUGAGCUGUAGGCAGGCAGGCCUAAGUGUAAAAGCCAGGCAGCAUAUGAGCUUAGUAAGCUACGACUGAUUUCCUCCCAGGAUAUCCAGCAGGCCAAUGUGGGUUGUGCCCAUGAACUUUUGUGUAUGAACAGUGAACUGCACUUGCUAGAGGAUACCCUUACUUUGCCUACAGCAGCAGAUAUCAGGUCACCAGCAGCCGUGCAAAUUCCUCGUAUUUUUAGGAGUUCGCUCUGACAUUCGUAUGAUCAGCUCGUUGUGACUUUUUGUUGAGUAGCUAAUUGUCAACCUCACCCCUGCGCCACAUUUAUUAUCAUAUUCCUUUCUUUUACUGCCAUUUGUCAUCUCGGUUUUAAGACGCCAAGGAUUUGUAUUUUAGUGCUUAUCCAGUCAUGUUCCUUUACGUCAUUGAAUAAACUUCGUUUUUAUUCCUAG
Molecule: messenger RNA, 1673 nt
Organism: Pomacea canaliculata
Lineage: Eukaryota; Metazoa; Mollusca; Gastropoda; Architaenioglossa; Ampullariidae
Product: heterogeneous nuclear ribonucleoprotein A3 homolog 1-like
Exons: 11
Coding region: 16-1062 (348 amino acids)
Molecular function (GO): RNA binding
Source: RefSeq, a predicted model, not a curated record